AUGUAUGUGAAAUGGUUUGAUACAGUAAUGUUAUACUAUGUGAUUUUAGUGUAUUUAGUGAAUGACACUUUUUGCCAUUUUCAAAUUUUCCGCUGCUCCGUCCCCAUACGUCCCGACGACGCAGGGGACGGAACCCAGAAGGCAUCCAUCCCGGAGAACAUUACAGGGAGGACACUGCAGGAGGAACAUUACGGGAGUGCAGGACAAGGUAAGAGAAGAACAGAUCCCAGAGCAGCGCCGCAUGGUAAGCCCGAGUGUAGCUCGGGGGUUACCGCUUGUGCUACACUCGGGAAUACCGCCAGGGAGGCU
Staurois parvus is the source of this 309-nucleotide messenger RNA. NCBI's taxonomy places the organism in Eukaryota, Metazoa, Chordata, Amphibia, Anura, Ranidae. The record is from the annotation of a GenBank genome assembly.